Molecule: messenger RNA, 2541 nt
Organism: Manihot esculenta (cassava)
Lineage: Eukaryota; Viridiplantae; Streptophyta; Magnoliopsida; Malpighiales; Euphorbiaceae
Product: O-fucosyltransferase 9
Exons: 10
Coding region: 471-2237 (588 amino acids)
Source: RefSeq, a predicted model, not a curated record
AUUGUUGUCGGUUGUAAAUUACUCUUAUCAUUCAUUAAAGUCGCCAUAUCUAUAUUUUUCUUUAUAUUCUUUCAAUUUCACGGUUGAAAAAUCUCAUGCACUUCCAUUACAAGAAGAAGAGAGACAGAGAGAGAGAGAAGUACAGUACAGAGGGAGACCUACGCCUAACCCUUUCAGACUCGGACACGUGAAGCACUUAAUUGCUUGCCCCUGCUAAAACCAAUACUACCCACAUCUUCCAAAACUUGUAUUCACCACGCUCUCUGUCACUGCUCUACCGCUCUCUGCUAUUGCAGCUAAUGCUGUCUCAGAUUUUCUUCAAUAUCUUUGUUUAAUUACCCAAUUCAUUUCCUUUACGAUGCACCCUUUUCUCGGUUUAAUCAUACCCAUCAUUCAAUUUCGCUUACUUUUCCACUUUCUUUAGCUUUUUCACAUUUCUCUUUAUCCGCCGCCGUGAUUUGUAUACCUCCAUGCACGGCUGCAGCCGCCUAGGCAACGGCCGCUCCGUCACUGCAACCACCACACCUUCUCCUCCAUCCUCCCCUCGCCUCCGCCAUAGCCGGGGAAAGUCUGGUGGGAAUGAUGGAGGUGCUACCGGUGGUGGUGGUGGCGGUGGUGGUGGUCGUGGCUCCAAACAGAAUUGGGUAGAGAAGUUAAUGUUUCUACUUGUGUCUUUGGUUUUUAAGAGAAGAGGUGUGCUUUUAUUCGCGCCAGUGUUGUACAUUUCUGGGAUGAUGUUGUAUAUGGGAUCUUUGAGUUUUGACGUAGAUUUGAAUUUAAAGAAUGGCGGUGUUGUUGUAAGAAAGCGUCCUCCGCCGGGGUCCGUGUACCGGAGUCCACAGGUUUUUAAUAAGCUGUGGCCGCAUAUGGAGGCUGAGAGCAAUGGAAGCUUCAAUGCGCUGAAGAGGGCAUGGGAUCCAAAACUGCAUGAAGGUUGGAAGCCUUGUGGCAAGAAGAAUAUUUCUGAAGCAGAAUUGCCAAAGUCUAAUGGUUUUCUUAUAAUUGAGGCCAAUGGUGGCUUGAAUCAACAACGUUUAUCGAUAUGCGAUGCAGUUGCUGUGGCAGGGCUACUGAAUGCUACUCUUGUCAUUCCAAUUUUUCAUUUGAACAGUGUCUGGCAAGAUUCUAGCAAAUUCAGAGACAUAUUUGAUGAAGAUUUCUUUAUACAUGCACUUAAGAAUGACGUGGAUGUAGUUCCAGAACUCCCAAGAGAUGUACUUGAGCAGUUUGACAACAACAUAAGUAGUAUUGUAAAUUUGAGAGUAAAAGCUUGGUCCAGUCCAACGUACUAUCUUCAGAAAGUGCUUCCAAAGCUGAGGCAGAUGCGGGCAGUUCGAAUUGCCCCUUUCUCCAAUAGACUGGCUCAAGCAGUUCCCCCAAAUAUCCAGAGGCUUAGAUGCUUAUCCAAUUUUCAAGCACUGAGGUUUUCAGAACCUAUAAGAACACUUGCAGAGAAAAUGGUUGAUCGAAUGGUUAAUAAUAGCUCACAGAGUGGGGGGAAAUAUGUCUCUGUGCAUCUUCGGUUUGAAAUGGAUAUGGUUGCAUUUUCAUGCUGCGAGUAUGAUGGCGGGGAGGAAGAGAAACAUGAAAUGGAUAUUGCUCGAGAAAGAGGCUGGAGAGGAAAAUUCAGGAGAAGAGGUAGGGUAAUAAGGCCAGGAGCAAAUCGUGUGGAUGGUAGAUGCCCUUUAACUCCAUUGGAGGUUGGAAUGAUGCUUAGGGGUAUGGGUUUUGAUAAUACUACGUCAGUUUAUGUUGCAGCUGGUAAUAUUUAUAAAGCAGACAAGUUUAUGGCUCCACUUAAACAGAUGUUUCCACGUUUGGAAACAAAAGAUACAUUAGCUACUGCAGAAGAACUUGCUCCGUUUAAGGGCUACUCAUCUAGGUUGGCUGCUCUGGAUUAUACAGUUUGCCUGCACAGUGAAGUCUUUGUCACAACUCAGGGUGGAAAUUUUCCCCACUUUUUGAUGGGUCAUAGGCGUUAUUUGUUUGGAGGUCAUGCAAAGACAAUUAAACCAGACAAAAGAAAGUUGGCUCUCUUAUUUGAUAAGCCUAAUAUCAGAUGGGAAGUCUUCAAGCGACAAAUGCAAGAUAUGCAUCGGCACAGUGAUGUCAAGGGAUCUGAAAUGAGAAAAUCGGGUGGAUCACUUUACACAUUCCCUAUGCCUGAUUGCAUGUGUAAAAUCCCCAAAGCAAGACACGGAGACAACAAUAACAACACAAUGAAACUGAAGUUCUAACCAGAUGAUGGUUUCUGGAGGAUUUCUUACACACACACACAGACGCAUAUAUAUAUUUGGAUGUAUCAUGAAAAGCAAUGAGUAGAAAAGAAAGUGUCAUUAUUGUUGAGAACAUUAGAGGUUUUAUUCUUUGAGGUCCAUUGCCUCGGCUAUAAUUAGAUUUUGUACUCAAAUUUCACUGUAAAUGAUGUAGUAAUCGUACAAGACAAAAGCAAAAAAAACAAAAAAAAAAUCUGCAUAUUCGUUUUUGCAUUCGAAGCUUAGGCAAAGUUAACGCAAAUGAAAUGAGAGGUUUAUGGUAUCA